UCAAUAAAAAGGAUGCUAGUGAUAAAUUAAGGGAGAUAACCGUGUUCCGAUACACAAAAAGUCCUGACGUCAUUGUGCUAAAUAAUGACGUUUCAAAGUUUGACGCCCUGCCUUUCAAUCAGAUUGGACGUGCCCUUGUUCGAGAACAUAAUCACUCACAGUUUCCGGGGAAAAUAACCUUAGAUGGAGGGAAUUGAGGAACACAUUUUGGAUAAACUUUCAAUGCCACAAUUGUCACAAAUACGUUUUCCUCUGAAGCUUUGGAAACUUUUGAACAGUUGUGAUAGUGGGGCGAUUUCAUGGAGCAUCGACGGGGACUCUUUCAUCAUAAACAGGAGAAUAUUUCAGGCGGAAUUUUUAGGCCGAAAGUGUCAUACAUUUAAAACUCAAAAUAUCAGCAGUCUUGUUCGUCAGUUAAAUUUGUACGGUUUCCAAAAAGUUCAAAGACGCCCGUUUGCGGGGAUAUCUAGGAAACACUGGCCGGACUUGCUGGAGUAUCGUCACACUCAUUUUCGGAGGGGCUUUCCAGAACUAGUGAAUCUUGUUCAGCGGCGAUCAAAAGAGGAUGAAGAAAGCAAGAUUGCAAGCAACAGUCUCUCUCAGUAUCUGACACAGGAACCACUUUCGAACACAAAACCGUUGCAAAAUCAGGAUGGAACAAACACUGACGCUCCGAACGAAAGAACCAUUGAGAUGGGGUCGUUUGAUCUACAAGAGACCGCCACUUGUUCACAAGAUCAUUCGCAGCCAAGGAAACUACCACCGCAACCUCUGUGUGAAGUUGGCACGAGGAACGUCCUACAAAAUAUACCAUUACAAGGCCAGGGAAGCGUUUUCCAAUUUCCUAUAACCGUACCUGAGAAUUCUCUUCAGCCCAUAACGUUACCAUUCAAAAUAGAAUCUACAGUACAGAGUGCUGCUUUGGGUUUUGUGAAUCAAGAUAACUUAUCUACCAUAAAUGUUAACGAACGAAGCAGAAAAUCAGAUGUCGGCGGUAACUUGUUUGUUCAGGGAAACAUCCUGACGCCUAUAGUGUUGCCACUCUCGUUACAAGUUUUGGAAAACGGCUUUCAGACCGUCCAAACAAAUUCUUUACAUGAACCCUGCGUUCAGACUUUUCAGGGUCAAACAAUUCAGAACCUUCAAGCAAAUUCUUUACAGAAUCUCGGCCUUGCGACCUUUCAGGGGCAGAUCAUUCAGACACUCCAGACAGAUUCUCCAAAUGAACGCGGCAUUCAAGCCUUUCAAGGACAGACAAUUCAGACUCCCCAGACAGAUUAUCUACGGGAACCCAGUAUUCAGACCAUUCAAGGGCAGAUAAUUCAGACUCUCCAGACAGACUCUUCACAUGAACCAGACGUUAAGACCUUUCAGGGGCAGAUUAUUCAGACUCUCCUGGCAGAUUCUUUACAGGAACCUGGCGUUCAGACCGUUCAGGGGCAGACCAUUCACACUCUCCUGACGGAGCAGGUACCUGGGCAGGCAAUUCAAAGCAUACAGACGAACAACUUACCUGGACGGGUUGAUCAAACUUCCCUGAGAGAGGAGGGAGGGAACAGUCCAUGUUAUGACCCGGAGUCAUCGUCUGAUGUCCUUAUAGAGCCUGUCACCACUCCAGGCAUAUAAGGAGCGAUGGUAGAAAGAUCACAGCAUUUACAGUGAAACGAGGUUUAAAGCCGUCUUGCACAGCAAUGUUCACAGACAACUGUCUGUUACCACCAUUUCCAUAGCCGUUUUGUACCACAAGGUUAACAGCCAUCCUGCACCAUCCUGCACCAUCCGGUUCAAAGCCAUGUUUUAGUUCAAAGCUGACCAGCACCGCCAUUUUCAAGGCUGUCCUGUAUCACCAGGACCAGGUUCAAAGUCGUCCCAGCACGACAGGAGAUGUCCACGACACACCCAUUAUCUACCUCGUGCAGUGCGAGAACCUAAUUUCACAGGUA
Pecten maximus is the source of this 1943-nucleotide messenger RNA. RefSeq lists its product as uncharacterized. Gene Ontology annotation, molecular function: DNA-binding transcription factor activity; sequence-specific DNA binding. Gene Ontology annotation, biological process: regulation of DNA-templated transcription. The coding region runs from base 184 to 1626 and encodes 480 amino acids. The record is from RefSeq and is a predicted model, not a curated record. Lineage: Eukaryota; Metazoa; Mollusca; Bivalvia; Pectinida; Pectinidae. The transcript is spliced from 3 exons.